Molecule: messenger RNA, 1020 nt
Organism: Notechis scutatus (mainland tiger snake)
Lineage: Eukaryota; Metazoa; Chordata; Lepidosauria; Squamata; Elapidae
Gene: MNX1
Product: motor neuron and pancreas homeobox 1
Biological process (GO): endocrine pancreas development; neuron projection morphogenesis; central nervous system development
Cellular component (GO): nucleus
Molecular function (GO): sequence-specific double-stranded DNA binding; DNA-binding transcription factor activity, RNA polymerase II-specific
Source: RefSeq, a predicted model, not a curated record
AUGGAGAAGUCCAAGAAUUUCCGUAUCGACGCGCUGCUGGCGGUGGAUUCUCCGAAGGCAGCGGCAGCCUCGACGGCUCAGACCUCUCCGCUGGCCUUGGUCACCUCUCUGUCCGGAGGGCCCGGUAACAACAGCAGCAGUUCCAGCUCCAGCUGCAGCCCUCCGUCCUCGGCCGAGGGCCACACGAGCGCAUCAUCCGAGUGCCUGCGGACGGAGAGCCCAUCGCCGCCCCGUAUCCUCGGCGCGCACUGCGGCUUGGUGCCCAAGCCCGGCUUCCUGACGGGUGGCGCGGCCGCAGGUGGUCCCCAUCAGCACCCGCACGCCCACCCACACGCCGCUCUGGGGCUCCAAGGCGGCGCGGGGCUGCACCCCCAGGCGGCCCUUUACGGGCACCCCAUGUACGGGUACCCGGCGGCGGCGGCCGCCCUGGCCUCUCAGCACACUGCCCUCUCCUAUUCCUACUCCCAGGUGCAGCCUUCGCACCCGGCUGCCGACUCCAUCAAGCUCGGCGCCGGCACCUUCCAACUGGACCAGUGGCUGCGGGCCUCCACCGCCGGGAUGAUCUUGCCCAAAAUGCCCGACUUUAACUCCCAAGCGCAGUCCAACCUUUUGGGUAAAUGCCGACGGCCUCGCACCGCGUUCACCAGCCAGCAGCUGCUGGAGUUGGAGCACCAGUUCAAGCUCAACAAGUACCUGUCCCGGCCGAAGCGCUUCGAAGUGGCCACGUCGCUCAUGCUCACCGAGACGCAGGUGAAGAUCUGGUUUCAGAACCGACGCAUGAAGUGGAAACGGAGCAAGAAGGCCAAGGAACAGGCAGUCCAAGAAGCUGAGAAACAGAAGGGUGGAAAUGCUGAGCAAAACAAGGGGGCAGAGGAGGGGCAGCUGUUGCUAGGGGGUGCUGAGAAGAGCAAUGUGGGUCGCAGCCUGCGGGGACUCAGAGAUAGUGAGCCAGAAGAAGAAGAGGAGGAGGAGGAGGAGGAAGAGGAGGAGGUGGAGGAGGAAGAUAGAAAAAUAGGGACC